Caenorhabditis remanei is the source of this 1092-nucleotide messenger RNA. RefSeq lists its product as uncharacterized. The transcript has 3 exons. Bases 1 to 1092 code for a protein of 363 amino acids. Gene Ontology annotation, molecular function: protein binding. The record is from RefSeq and is a predicted model, not a curated record. NCBI's taxonomy places the organism in Eukaryota, Metazoa, Nematoda, Chromadorea, Rhabditida, Rhabditidae. Gene Ontology annotation, biological process: innate immune response.
AUGUCUCAACCGUCUCUACUUGAAAUGCCGGAAAAUGUGAUGUUGAAAAUCACAGAAGCAGUUGGAUUCCCUUCGAUUUUUACGCUUCGAAAAACUUGUCACGACUACCGUAACUUUAUCGAUGACAAGACUCCAAACAUCAACCUAACCGGUAUCAUAAUCUAUGUUCAUCCUCAAAGAAUUUACUGGUGUUACGAAAUUUCUGGGGAUAAAGAAUUUAUACUUUACAACAACCACCCGGAUGGAUGUGUGUUCGAGCAUAAAUCUCAUGAAAUUUUUCUGCGAAACGAAGAUUUCAUAUUGUUAUUCCUUAGAGAUUUCGAACUUAUUAUCAAGCAUCAAAAGUCAACACUUGAACAAUUUCAUUUCAAUUCUGGAUGUCUGACAAACGAAGAAGAGUUUCAUCACUUCAUUUCUCCAAUACUUGACAAAACCAUGAAGAUUCUGAAAUCCCGGUCAUGCCCAUUGAAAGUCAAAGGGUUCACAAUGAGCGCUUUCCGACAGGAACAUGUCAUGUCUAUUCUACCAUUCCUAGAUGCUAAUCUCCUGAAAAGUAUUUCAAUGGAGCAUACAGAUUAUGAAGCUUUCGAAAAUAAUGAAACAGUAAUGAAGCUCAAUGAAAUUAUGGAGUUACCUCAAUGGAGAAAUGCCACAAAUCUAGAAAUAAUGCAUUUGUAUGUCACGGAGCCAGUGGAAAACUUUUUCGGAUUCGCGAAAGUUGCGAUAUGGAAGAAAUCAGUGACUGGGAACGACUUUCUUUCUGUCAAAGAGAAAUUCCUGUCGCCCAAUAACCAAACUGAGGAGUUUAUUAUCUUUUACGAAGUCUUCUUCGAUUGUCAAAUAUUAGGAGACUGCAUCACGGAUGAUUGUGGGGAUCAACAUUGGUACUACCGAACUGAAAACAAAGAAAAAUUACUGACCAGUUUCAAAAAUAAUUUGCAAAAAAGCUUAUUGUAUCAUUUAUUGGGAGAUCGGAUGUUCCGGAGAAUGCAGUUGUGUUGGCUUAGUCGGGUAUCAUCAUACAGAAAUAUUUUCAUGUUGUUGUUUCUAUUUAUCACUUGUGAGAUCUUGAUUAUUACUCAUGAAGCAUAA